Molecule: messenger RNA, 1860 nt
Organism: Babesia bigemina
Lineage: Eukaryota; Apicomplexa; Aconoidasida; Piroplasmida; Babesiidae
Exons: 2
Coding region: 1-1860 (619 amino acids)
Source: RefSeq, a predicted model, not a curated record
AUGAUACAGAGAAUCAAGAGUGGGCUUAAAAGGCUGGCAUACGCCGUCAAGGACAGAAUUCGACAAGAAGUGCAUACGGUUGUCGAGUUGUUGAAGAAACGUGUCAGCGAGGUUAAAAUGAAGUUGGAAGGUAUUACUGCCAGUCUGGAGAAAUAUGUCAAGGAACUGGGGACGUGGAUGGAUGAGGCGAAAGAGUAUAUUAAUGCAGUGAAAAAGUAUGUUGAAGAGAUAAUGAAGCAACUUGAUGGGGAGAAUAGAAAGAAGAUUGACAAGGCCGCCGCGGACAUUGAUAGUGUGCUUAGUGAGAAAGUUGGGGAGUUGAAUAAGUGGAUUGAGACUGCUGAAGAUAUUCGCCAGAAAGCUGAGAGCACGGCAAAGGAAGCGUACGAUAAGUUGCAAGUUCAUGAGGAGCUUAGCAAGAAUGUUAAGAAGAUUGUGGAUGCUAAAAAUAAGAUAGACGAAGUUAGCAAGCAUGUUACCGGCCAGCUUGGGAGUCUGCAGCAGUGGAAUGAGAAGGCUAAGGGUGUGGUUGACGGGGCUAUAAAAAAGGCGCAGGAAGUUCAUGAUGAAUUGCAAAGUGCUGUCGUCCAGAAAGUUGAAGGAAUUGGUCAAGAUAGUAAUGCAAUUAAAGCUGCGAGUGAGAAUCUCGGAAAGGAAGUUGAGGAUUUGGGGAAGUGGAAAAAUGCCGUCAGUAAUGUCAUCGUCAAGGCAGACAAGAAGUGUGAUGAGAUACUCAAGAAAGUUAAAACAUCAAAUGACGGCACUAUUUUCACGCAAGCUAAAGAGUUACAAGACAAGGGCAAGCAACUUUUGACUGCCGCUAGUGAGGCUAAGCAGAAAGUUGAGCAGAGAAUCAAGGAUGCGUUGGAGGCUGUAAAGGCCAUGGACGCAGAUCUCAAGAGGGAUUUAAAGGAGGUAAAGGAUAAGAUCAAGGAAGGGAUUAAAGAUGUGAUGAGUGAGUUGAAGGUGGGUGAUUUGGGUAAAGAGGUCGAAAAGGAUUUGAAGGAGUUGAGGGAGAGGAUUGAGGGGCUUAACAAAGGUGAUAAUCUUGUUAAUGAUAAAGUGAAGGUGCUUAAAGAGGAGCAUGAAAAGGUGAAGGAAAAGAGUAGUCAAAUUAAGGAGCAGACGGAGAAAAGGCUUGAUAGUAAUUUUGAGAGUGCAAUCAAGACGCCGCUUGAAAAAAACGUCCAAGCAGUUAAAGAUGCCAUUGGGAAGCUUUACAAAACAAUUAAUCCGGACGGCGGCGAUGCAGGAGGCAAGAAGAUUAAUGACAUCAUCGACCAUAUUAAAGAUAAAGUUGGUAACAUCCUGAAUGGCGAAAGGUCGGCAGAAAAGAAAGGUUUGCAGGGUAUUGCGAACGGUUUGAUGGAGAGCUAUGCUGGUGCGUUCAGGCGCAAUUUCGGCGGUAUAGUUCAGGGGUGGGUUAGUGACAGUGUUUUAAUGUAUAAUGGCGUGGUAUGGGAUAGUCUUAAGUGGCAGGGUGAUAAGACGCCCAAAGAUGUUGCCGGAAUCGCUGGCGGAGUGAAGAGUAAGCUUACCGUAGAAAUAAAAGAAGGCGAAAAGGUUUUUCAAAAUAGCCGAUCCACCGACGCCGGCAGGAAAAUAACACAAACCCUCACAGAGGUCAUGAACGCUUGCCAGAAGUUUGCCGAUGCGCUGGAUGGUAAAAUACAUCGUAAUACACGUGGAAAUGUAUCUCCCAUUAUUUCUAAAGUUGAAGGUGUGUCGGAGUUGAAGCCCGCCCGUGGCCGAAACUCCCUAAAGCCUGCCGAAGCCGUCCUAUGCGCACUAUCCACCGCAUCUCGGCAGGUUAGCAAAGAGAUUGAUUCCAUCCUACUUGACAAAUCAAGGAAGAAUUAG